AUGCCGCGCUGGCUCGCGGCAUGCGCGGGCGCCGCCGGCGCUGCUGCGCUCCAGCUGGAGACCGCCCCCGCCGCGAACGCCACGGGCGAGCCGCGGUUCGACGGGCGCUCCUGCCUCGACGACGUCCUCCUGCCGAGUGCACGGUCUGGAACGGACGGAUGUCCGGCCAAAUUCUACAUGUUCGACGUCACGGACCCCGAGAUUGCGGAUUGCUACGGCAAGUACUUGUCGGAUGAGGAGUUUAACAAGUGGGCCCAAGAUGGCAUGGAGAGCCAUCACACUGGUCCCAUCUUCGUGGCGCGCAAUCUUCCGAAGCACCGGUGCGCGGUGCAGGACCCAGAAAAGGCAGACCUUUUCGUAUUGCCACCUUUCUUGCCGCAGUGGAAUCAGAAUUUCGACAACAAGGACAAGGUGUGUCAGCCCAAGGUGAUGCAUUUCGCGGCGCGCUCUGAGGCCUACAAGAACUCCGCUGCCACGGGUCACUCCAACUUCGUGGUGCUGAAUUGGUGGAAGGGCCGCGAGUGGGGCUCCGAGCAGCCCAGGCUGUUUUCCAACGCUACCUUUGUCGGCAAGGACUGCAAGAGCGAGAUCUGCAGCGACCCCUUUGUCGGUUGGCCCUACUUCGACAACACGGCUGGAUCCUUCGAUGCCGACGACACUUUAGUCGGGAUAAAGGGCCGCGAGAAGCUCGCGGUGGGCGUGUGGGGCAGCAGGAGAGGGGCGGCGACGGCCAGCGCAAGCCCCUGGAGGCCGCCCUGCGCGCGGCCCCAGAUACCGAGUUCGGGGCCCCGGGCAGCUUGGGCGACCACGGCGCCAGCAUCUUCAACCUGUACAAGAGCUCCAGGUUCUGCAUCAACCCGCGCGGCGAUUCCCUCUCGCGCCGGAGCCUGUCCACCUGCGUGCUCGUUUGUCCACCGCCGAUCCAUCCCGGUCAUACUGGUCGACGGGCUGAACCUCCCCUUCGAGCACGUGAUCGACUACAGCAAGUUCGCCGUGAGGCUCCCCGGGAAGACACCUGGGCAAGAGGUGCUGGACAAGCUCCGCGCCACGCCGGCGGACCAGGUGGCGAAGUUGCAGCGGAAUACCGUCUGCGUGAGGCGGGCGUUCCUGUACGACGCGAGGACCCAAGGGCCCGGAGAGCGCCGUGGCGCCCGGCGGGCUCCUCGACUUCCUGCUCGCCGACGUGGCGCACGUGGCGCUGAGGCGCGAGGGCUGGCGGCGGCCCUCCUGAGGCGAGGGACCGCCGGGCCCGCGCGCCGCUUGGCCCAAGACCGAUUCGAUGGGAUAAUGCAGCUGUGGCGGAGGAGUCUUCUAGUCGCGGUGGCCGGGCAAGUUCGUUAG
Prorocentrum cordatum is the source of this 1341-nucleotide messenger RNA. The record is from the annotation of a GenBank genome assembly. Lineage: Eukaryota; Dinophyceae; Prorocentrales; Prorocentraceae.